AUGCAUAAGGGUGAAAUGGCGAAGCCACUUGAGGCUACGUCGACCCGCAUCGUAGGCGGUAUCUGGUGGUUUUUCACCCUCAUUAUAAUAUCAUCGUACACGGCGAAUUUGGCCGCUUUCCUUACAGUGGAACGGAUGAUUACCCCCAUAGAGAGCGCCCAGGACUUGGCCGAACAAACGGAAAUCGCUUAUGGAACUCUGGAAGGCGGCAGCACUAUGACAUUUUUCAGGGAUUCUAAAAUUGGAAUAUAUCAAAAGAUGUGGAGAUUCAUGGAAAAUAGAAACCCGCCAGCCUUUGUAAAAUCUUACGAGGAUGGAGUACAGAGAGUGUUAGAAGGUGACUACGCCUUUCUAAUGGAAUCAACAAUGUUAGAUUAUGCAGUUCAAAGGGACUGCAACCUAACUCAAAUUGGAGGUUUGUUGGAUUCGAAAGGAUAUGGUAUUGCUACACCAAAGGGAAGUCCUUGGAGGGACAAAAUAUCGCUAGCUAUUCUCGAACUUCAAGAGAAAGGCGUCAUACAAAUUUUGUAUGAUAAAUGGUGGAAGAAUACGGUGAUGUGUGCACUCGCGAUGAUAAAAGUAAAGAAUCGAAAGCUAAUGCCUUAG
Diabrotica balteata is the source of this 606-nucleotide messenger RNA. The record is from the annotation of a GenBank genome assembly. Lineage: Eukaryota; Metazoa; Arthropoda; Insecta; Coleoptera; Chrysomelidae.